Messenger RNA from Moneuplotes crassus, 3259 nucleotides. The record is from the annotation of a GenBank genome assembly. NCBI's taxonomy places the organism in Eukaryota, Ciliophora, Spirotrichea, Euplotida, Euplotidae.
UAGAUUUUCAAUUAAAUAUUAUAAAGACAGGUUAUGGAAGAAGGAGAGAAUGAUGACCAGAUCAGCACAGUUUCUGUGGAAGGUCAAACCCUUAAAUCAGAUUCAAGUCAAGAAAGCUACAUUGCAAAGGGAAGAAACAAGGAUAUAGAGCAACCGAAGACUGAAAAAUAACAUUGAUUCCUAUAUCCUUGGAAGAGCUAUAGGACAGGGAACUUUUGGGAAAGUCCGAUCAGGAACCCACAUCAUCACUGGAGAAAAGGUUGCUGUCAAAAUUUUAGAAAAAGAAAAGAUUAAGGACAAUAACGAUGUCCAAAGAAUAAUCCGUGAAAUAAAGAUACUCAAAUCUGUAAGACAUCCUAGUGUCAUUCAGCUCUAUGAGAUCGUGGAAACCCAGAAUCAGCUUUAUCUCAUAAUGGAGUAUGCUGAAGGAGGAGAAUUGUUCGAUUUGAUAGUCGACAGACAUCGACUGAGCGAAGACCUUGCUUGCAAGUUCUUUAGAAGCCUCAUUUUUGGUAUGAAGUAUAUCCAUAGUUUAAAUAUCUGCCACAGAGAUUUAAAGCCUGAAAAUUUGCUUCUUGACCUCAACAGAGAUUUGAAGAUAGUUGAUUUUGGACUUUCAAAUGUCUAUGAAGUUAAAGGCAGAGAUACCCUCAAAACUGCUUGUGGUUCACCAUGCUAUGCAGCACCUGAAAUGAUAGCAGGACAAAGUUACCAUGGAGAUAAGGUUGAUGUAUGGAGUGUCGGGAUUGUCUUAUACGCAAUGGUAUGUGGGUACCUUCCAUUCGAAGACCCAGUCACUAAGAAAUUAUAUAAAAAGAUCUUGAGUGCUGACUACAAAAUCCCCAAAUAUGUUUCAAGUUCAGUACGAGAUCUUAUAACAAAAAUCUUAAAUACUAAUCCAGAUGAGAGAUACACUAUAGGAGAAAUAAUGGAACAUCCAUGGUUUGUCAAAGUUAAUACAUUUCCUUGGCCUUUAACCUCUCUAAACGGAGAGAUUUUAAAUUCAGAUAUGGAAGAGUACCAAAAUUCUCAAACAAGUGGAGGAGUUAACACAAAUAUCAAGCCCGUACCCAUAAAUCUGGAAGUAAUUGAUCUUCUUGAAGAAUACGGCAUUGAUAAAGAAUAUGCUAUUAAAUGAGUAGAACUUAACCGCCACAACUCAAUAACGAGCACAUAUUAUUUGAUCAUUAAGAACAAGAAGAGAGAAGUUGUAGCAGAGCAAUUGAAGAAUGGUAGAAAGUUUGACGAUGUAAUUCGAAACGAAAAACAACAGCUUAUGAAUCUCUUAAAAGACCUUGGCAAAUCUAAGGAUAAAACUUCUGAGAUCAAAAACAAACCAAACCAAAAGAAGAUAACUGAUGAAGUUCAUAAAGAAAAUGAGGGUUCUGAAUCAAAACAGAAGGAAUUCAAUAAAUUAGCUCUAAGGCCUAUCAAAAUCCCAGAAGGUCCGAUUGAGACUCCCCAAGAAAACUCUCCUCCUCAAAUGCAGAACAGAAAGAAGAAAAUCAAAGAUCGAAACGAAAGUGUAGAUGCUUGAAAUAAAAGCAGGAGACUUCAAAAGAAAAAGAAAGUAAAUACCUCACAAGGAUAUGAAGAUGAAGAAAUAAUUAUCUCUAGUAGAGAUCACAACAGAGAUGAUGAAUCCCCCUCUCCUGAAAGAUAUGACAUAGAUCCGAAGAACAAGAAGACCAUUUUUGAAAUAGAGACGAAGAAAGCUAAGAAAAAGAACUACUUUUCAGUUACAAAUAAGAAAUCCAAGAAAUAUGAUUACAGAAGUUUUGAGAUAAAUACUUCAAAUCGACAGAAUUCUCAAAUAGCUCAUAAUGGUUCAACUGCUCGGAACUCAAAGCCCAGAUCAGACUCUGCAUCAAAGUCUGCUGCUAAAAGAGGUGCUAAGGAUUAUAUGAUCAGGAAUAAUUUUCAAAGAAAUUCAAAACUUAGAAAAGACUCUCGUGAAUAUAAGCAUGCGAAGAACAACAGCAAGGAGUCUCGGAAAAGCAACAUGAACAACUUCUCUGUCCUUUCUAAGUCAGUAGACUCGAGUGGAAAGGACGAUAGGUCAAUCGCUUCGUUCAAAAAGAGGACUGAAAAAAAUCAGACCAUUCCUGUAUCUCACCUUGUCAAACUAGCUUCUUUAAAGAAUCAGGAAAGACGAGUUAAGGAUUCACCAUACACAACAAGUUAUGCAUCUAAGGCUAAGCGGAAGGCUAAAGAGGGGUCAAGUAAAGAUCUUAACAGAAGUAGUGAAAAAGAUAAGUAUGCUCCAUUCAGUGAGGUUCAAAAGAUGAACAUGACUCAGAAAAUCAAAGUGAAAUCUAUUUCUCAAAAUAACCGGAAAAAGAUCAACAAACAGAACUGGAAUACUAUCAAUGAUGUUUCAAUUGACAAAAUAAUGAAGCAUUCAAAACCAAACAAAGGUUCCAAAUCAAAGCUGAAUUCUACAAUGACUUUGUACAAGAAAAAGGCUACUUUCCUUCCUUCAAAUGUGAAUGCAAGAGAUGCACAGAAUCUGAGCCAGAAUGCUCGGAUUAAUAAGAACAACGAGGUGGCAUACAAACAGCAAAUAAGAGAUAAGCAAAAGGGAUGUUUUGACUUUAACAAAACUGUGUUGAUCCAGAACCAGGAUUACUCAAACUUGAACUCACAUGCUCAGGUGAGGAAGAAAUAUGUCAAUAAGAAAUAUGAGCAGAAGAAAUCUUUAAUGAUCCCAAAGCAAGUAUUAAUGAAUAAGAGUAAGGACUCUAAGCAGAAACAACGAGUCAAGCAGGUCUACAAUGUCCUCCAUAAGAAGAACUGAUCUAAAGAGAGGAUAUUUGAAAGAGUUCCACCUAAAAGACAUAGUUCAUAUGAAGAAAGAGCGAACAAAGAUUCCCAAAAUCAGAAAAUGGAUCCUCGGUUAUUUGUAACCCAGCGUAAUUAUAACAGCACUGCUAUGAAAGGGAAUGAAAAUACUGUUUAUCACAAAUAUGAUUACUCUAUUGGGAAAAAUCCCCAAGACUAUAUUGUUGUACGAGGAAAGAGUAGCACCUCUGUUCAGAAUUACAUAAAGAGGACUAACUCAGGGCCAGGUUGUAAGAGACAUUUACAGCCUCGUCAGAAUCCUCUGAUCGGACAGUCUCCUCGGCAGACUUACAAAAUCCACUUAACUCCUAGUGAGAAGAAGCAGAAGUACACCAAGAAUGGUUCCUAUGGGAGGAAUCCUAAUAAAAAAGGUUUUAAAUAAGUCAGAGAUAUACUAAUUUCAAUUAAAAUUUUAAAA